Branchiostoma floridae (Florida lancelet) is the source of this 2126-nucleotide messenger RNA. Its product is annotated as beta-galactoside alpha-2,6-sialyltransferase 2-like. NCBI's taxonomy places the organism in Eukaryota, Metazoa, Chordata, Leptocardii, Amphioxiformes, Branchiostomatidae. Gene Ontology annotation, molecular function: sialyltransferase activity. The coding region runs from base 537 to 1496 and encodes 319 amino acids. The transcript is spliced from 3 exons. The record is from RefSeq and is a predicted model, not a curated record.
UCUAAUGCUAAAUUAAGAAUCGACAACAAGCAGACAACAAAACGUUUCAGGUUAACAUUAGGUAUUUCAUCUAUAUAUUUUACCCAUUAUUUCGCGCUUUCGCAUUAUGUCUUUAGUCUCCAUCGAAUGUCAUCCGCAAAACGUCAUUGCUGUGUUAUUAGUGAUAAUUCUCACGUUUAUAACAGCCUGAGAGGCAGCAGAAACACAAUGUGCAACCUCGAUAACAUUAUUACUUCUCCUUUACACCUGGAGAAUUUCUCAUUGAUAUAUUAUCAAUUUAAAGGUCUGCAAACGUACAAACACGUGCAAACGUAUUCAUCGUCUUAGAAACCUUGAUAUGAGAACAUUUACCAAUGUUAACAGUGUAGACUUUUGUCAAGCACGGGAGUUUUACAGUGUAGACUUUUGUCAAACACAGAUUUCUUACAGUGUAGACUUUUGUCAAACAAGGAUUUUCUAGGUUGGACUUGUUAGCUGUAGCCAUUUAAGCCUUUGUUGUACAGGUACGUCCUUUUUCUGGACCGUUUUGUGGUGAAAUGAUGUUUCGGCGGGGCAUUUUUUUCUGUGGUAUUCUUCUCUGCGGCUGUAUCACCUUCUACGCUAUUUUGGACAUGCUCCUGAUAGCAAGUACGUUCAACAGUGCCAAAUAUCUUCACAAAUUGAAGCGGGAAUUGCCGUGCCAGCUGAAGAGGAACGUGCCGUUUUCUACCAUAACAAGAGAGCAGGCGUCCAAAGAUGGAAACAAGACCGUCCUGCCAGAGUAUAGUCUGGAGAACAUGGUGCACUUUAACUCGUGUGCAGUCGUCAGUAGUAGCCACACACUGAGGUUUCAUACUUACGGACAGGAAAUAGACAGUCACGACGCCGUGCUAAGGUUCAAUUGUGCACCCACCGACAAGUUUGAGAAGUUCGUCGGAAACCGGACGGACUUUCGUCUCAUCAACACAAGAAUCCCUGAAAAAAGCUGCACGGAUGAGUUCUGGAGCGACAACAGUACCAUGUUCAAACAUGAAACCAUAAUCAUACGGAAUUUAGACGCGAUCAACUUGAAACGGCAAACCAUCAAUGUUAAACACGACCGUUACCGGGCUUUUGCUAACUUGAUUAAGUACAGGAAGACAUAUCCCAACCGGACUCUGCCUUUUAUACAGAGGCCUAAAUUCGGGCAUGCCAUCUUGACAGAAUUGCAGCGGUUCUGUGUCACUUCGAGAAUGUGUGCAAAGUCAAGAUUGAGUCCAAGUUCAGGCAUGCUUGGUGUUGUGAUGAUGAUGCACCUCUGUGACUGGGUGCAUGUCUACGAGCUCGUUCCGUCCAACAAGGAUGACACCAAACUUGUCUAUUACUUCGACGAGAAGAAAACGUGGCCUGCACGCCGUGAGCACUCGUAUGGCCAGGAAAGGGCUUACGUCAAGACUUUGUCGAUGACUCCCGAAAAUGACAUAGAAGAAAGCGGCGUGGUGCUUCUGAAAGGACUGUCACAGACUCCCUGCGUUUAAUACCGGUGUCUUCGGCGGCCACGUCUCCUGGACAUACUUGAAUCGGAUCUGAAGUACAAGAAAUUAACGCAAUAAAACUAGCAGUUCAGUAUCCUGCGUCUGUUUCUGAGAGCAGACAGUCGUAACUGUAAACAAAACCCAUCGAACGUCUUUGUUAGUCUAGACGUUGCAGAGUUCUAGAACAACAUUUUGUUUUCAUGAAAGAGACGCGGACGCUUUUACCGCAGUGGUAAACGUUGUAUAAUGCUGUAAAAUGUAAAGUAUUAAACAUCAAUGAAGUUGAACACAAAACGUUCAUGUUAUUCUGUCUGUUCUGUUCCGUUGGCAAACGAUUGAUUGAUACCUAAUAAAGUUUCGUUGAAGUUUUUAGAUCAGCGUCACUGAGCCCCAUCAUGUUACUAGUAGUACUUCAUUGCUGCAUCGCCAAGUGGCGCUUCAGUACGGCGGACGGACAAGUAGUCACCCUGUCAAAGAGACCAGAACUCUUUGACGUCAGGGCAAAACUGGUGACCAGGGGGCAGUUUCCUUCGUAAAAAACGAAUGGAGACACAAAUAUUGAUUACCAGGAACAGUAUCGUGUGGUGUUUGAAAUUGUAGAACUUGAUACAAUCAGGUGAGAUCAGAUGUAAU